GUACCUUAAGAUUAGGCCACCUGUUCAAAUAUGUGUCCCAUUUUCAAACGUUUUCUUGUUCCUUCAUUCAUACCUUUUACUUUCCACCAUUGAAGAAAAGCAAAGAACCCCUUUUCACAUUCCCAAUUUCCAAUCUCAGGUCCAAUUUUAAACUUCCAAAAAAAAAAAAAAAAAAAAAAAAAUAUCAAAUACAUCAAGAAUUAUAGGGCAAAAUCCAUGGCAAAAUUUUUCAUCCCAUCACCUUUGAAUUCUGGUGAUGUUUAUUAUCAUCACCUUAUUAAUCAACAUAGGAUUUGGGCUUUUCCCAAGAAAUCGAAUUGUAUAAAUUCCAAUUCAUUUGGGAUUUCAUUAUCAGCAAGUAAUAAUAUUUUUGGUCGUAAUAUUUCCCUAAGAGGACCCUUAAGCAUGCCCAAAUUCAAUAUAAGAAAUCCCAGAUCAGCAGCUGUCAGUGCCCAGAUGAGCAUUGGAAUCAGGAAAGCUCCAAAAUGGUGGGAGAAAGGUCUUCAGCCUAACAUGAAAGAAGUGACUGGUGCCCAAGACCUUGUUGACUCCCUCGUAAAUGCCGGCGACAAACUUGUGAUUGUUGAUUUCUUUUCCCCUGGCUGUGGAGGCUGCAAAGCCCUUCAUCCAAAGAUAUGUCAGUUAGCAGAGAUGAAUCCGGAUGUGCAGUUUUUGCAUGUGAACUAUGAGGAACACAAGUCGAUGUGUUACUCUCUGAAUGUACAUGUUCUCCCAUUUUUCCGUUUCUAUAGAGGGGCUCAAGGUCGUCUCUGUAGCUUUAGCUGUACCAAUGCCACGAUCAAGAAAUUCAAAGAUGCAUUGGCAAAGUAUGGUGCAGAUUGUUGCAGCCUUGGACCAGCUAAAGGGCUUGAGGAGAAAGAGCUACUCGCACUAGCAGCUAACAAGGAUCUCUCUUUUGCUUACACACCAAAACAAGAAGAACGAGUACUUGUUGCCUUACAAGAAGAUAUGACGAACAAAACAAGCAGAACACCUUCAUCUCAUCCAAAUGCAUUUCCCCCUUUACCACUUCCUCUUCCCCUUGCAUCAACUUCACAUAAGGUGAAACAGGGCUCAAAGAGUGAAGUUUGCUAAGAAAAUGGAUGUUGGCCUUAGUCAAACCCAAAAGUUAGUUCAUGACUUGAAAAUUGUUCAAGACCAUAUAAGGACAAAAUAAUCCAGUCUCCCAAUCGACGUGAGACAUUCUAACAACCCCUAGCACACCCACAACCGGACAUAUGGAGCGUGGAUUCUAUAGAAUGGGGAGCAAAUGUUGAGUAAAUCAGAAAAAAGAUCUAGCUCUAAUACCAUGUUAAAAAGUGGCAUCGGACCCAACUCGAACCCAAAAGAUUAGCUCUUGUUGUGAGGAUUCCCAGGAACUUAUAUAAGAGAUAAUAGUUCAUUCUCCCAACCAAUGUGAGAUAUUCUAACAAAGUCUUUCCCACUUACCGUGGAUGAUAUUAGUACAUCUAUUUUGUGUUUUCUUAUGUACAUAAUGCUGUUGUAGAGGAUAUGAAAAUGAUAUAUGUACUAUGAAAGAUGUGAUUUUUCUACAUA
Molecule: messenger RNA, 1557 nt
Organism: Nicotiana tabacum (common tobacco)
Lineage: Eukaryota; Viridiplantae; Streptophyta; Magnoliopsida; Solanales; Solanaceae
Product: thioredoxin-like 1-1, chloroplastic
Biological process (GO): cell redox homeostasis
Cellular component (GO): chloroplast
Source: RefSeq, a predicted model, not a curated record